This is a messenger RNA of Cladophialophora psammophila CBS 110553, 1320 nucleotides long. RefSeq lists its product as uncharacterized. The coding region runs from base 1 to 1320 and encodes 439 amino acids. The record is from RefSeq and is a predicted model, not a curated record. NCBI's taxonomy places the organism in Eukaryota, Fungi, Ascomycota, Eurotiomycetes, Chaetothyriales, Herpotrichiellaceae. The transcript has 2 exons. Gene Ontology annotation, molecular function: O-methyltransferase activity.
AUGUCCAAUUCCACCGACGCUUCCAUUCUCGACCUGGCUCGGCAGAUUCAAACUAACGCCAGUACAAUUUCCGAAUACUUGCGGCAGAACUCCCUUCCCUCGCUCUCGCUUGUCGCAGACGCAUACCCAUUCUUCGCUGGGACUGGACCGACCAAUGUCGACAGAUAUCCACGGCUCGAUGAGGACAUUUUUGAUGCGCGAACAAAACUCCGAGAAGCAUGCGGUAUCCUGCUGCAGUUAGUCUCGGGUCCAACGGAAGCGUCUCUGAGUCUUUUGCUUUCGCAUUUCAUGUCGGCAUGUAUGCAAUACAUCUACCACUAUCGGCUCGCCGAGGGAGUACCUGUCGCUGGAGACAUAAGCUACAACGACCUUGCAGCAAAGACCGGCACGUUGGAGGGUCAAUGUGCCAGAGUGCUGAAAUAUGCAAUGACCCAGAAUAUGUUUCGGCAAUCCAGACCGGGUCAUGUGGCUCAUACUGCCUUGUCCAAGACCUUAUUGGCACCUGAUUUCAGGGAUAUGGUCGGGUACGCGACCGAGGAGAGCUUCCUCGCGGCUCCAAGCCUCGUCGAGGCAGUGGACAAGCAUCCGGGAAGCCAAGAAAAAAACGCCACGGCAUGGAAUCUGGGCCACAACACCGACCUGCCAAUGUUCGAGUACUUCGAAAUGUAUCCAGCGCGGUUACAACGGUUCAUGGGCUGCAUGCGGUUCCUAGCAUCCGGAGAGAGCUACAACAUCAAACAUUUGGUAGAAGCAUUCGACUGGAAAGCAUUCGGUGACGGACUCGUGGUCGAUGUGGGUGGUAGCUUUGGACAUUGCUGUUUUGAGAUUGCCGAAAUCGCGCCAGAGCUGAAGUUCAUCGUACAAGAUCUUGAAAAGGUGGCGACUCAAGCUCAGCAAGAGCGAGCCAACGACAAGCACGUUGAACGAAUCGAAUUCCAAGCGCAUAAUUUCUUCACACCGCAGCUUGUCAAGAACGCCGAUGUGUAUCUGCUGAGGUUCAUCUGCCACGAUUACUCGGACAAGUAUGCUGCACAGAUAUUGAGCAACAUAACCCCCGCCAUGGGCCGCAAUAGCAGGAUUGUGAUCGUUGAUGCCGUCAUGCCUGAGGUCGGUGUCUUGAGCAAAUUCGAUGAAAGUCGAGCAAGAGUUUUGGAUAUAGAGAUGAUGCUCAGUUUUAACGGAUGCGAGAGGGACGAAAGUGGCUGGAAGGCAUUGUUUGAGCAAGCCGAUCCGAGAUUGGAGCUGCGCAGUACCAAGAACAUACCUGGCAACAUCCAUGCCGUGAUGGAGCUGGGGUUAAAGGAGUCUCUUCCAAAUUAG